CAAACGCGUCAAUCACGUGCACGCAGUUGUCAACACGCGUUCUGGAGAGGGUCCAGGUUUUUGCUUAGCGACGACCUGAAGACAGAUGGCGAACAUGCGCCGUGUACAGAGUGUGCGCAACUACGGAAAAACACCUCUUGCACUAGCUACAGAUGAUCUCGGCAUUCUUCGUGAGGGCGACGAGCCUUCUAUCGAAGAUGUAUUGCGACGGCAGCUCCUAGACAAAGAUCGCGAGAAUGAUAAGCUUCAAUCGACGAUAUUGACUCUACAACAACAACUUGCUUUGCGGCCACCCAUAGAAAGGAUCCAGGAGCUGGAGAAGGAAUAUAAAAAUCUGGAUUUGAUUCUGCAGGGAACUCAGAGAGAGAAUGAAAGGUGCAUGGCAGAACUGGACAGGGUGAAGACAAGGGAGAAAAUGUUGGAGCAAGCCUUGGCCAAAUUCGCGGGCGAGAAUUGGCAGAGUGUGCUCGACAUCGCGCCACCUUCGUCGACAUUCGCCGCUCGUGCUGUCAUGGGGUCCGUCUUCCGAGGGACGCCAACACCCCAGUCGGGCAAUCCUGAUUUAUCUACUUCUUCGCCUGUCUCUCAAGCAGUGGUUGAAUCUACGUUAACGCAGGUAGAACAGAUCCGCCUCCUCGUCCUUGGCAUGGAGCAGCGCUUGCAGACCAGGGAGGAGAAACUCGCAAAGACAAUCGAGCAUGCUGAAGCGCAAGAAAUCAAGUGCGAUGCGCUUAAGAAGGAGGUGAUCGCCACAAAAGUGGCUCCAUAAUCUACGUUGCGUGUCUUUUUCCGCGUUUCCUUUCCUUUUUUUUUUUCCUUUGCAUGUCUGUACCAUAGCACUCGGAGCAUCAUUCCCGCAUAUCCAUCUAGUUAUGCUGACGUGGCGAUCCUUAUCGUCGUUCGCGUGUCACAGGAUCCUAUCCCAAAGAUCCUGGAAUAUUUCAUACCAUCUUUCGAGCGAUGGAGACCCUCCUGAACAUGUUGAUUUUAUGACUGUCUACAACCGCUUCAA
Messenger RNA from Suillus bovinus, 1012 nucleotides. RefSeq lists its product as uncharacterized. NCBI's taxonomy places the organism in Eukaryota, Fungi, Basidiomycota, Agaricomycetes, Boletales, Suillaceae. The coding region runs from base 86 to 769 and encodes 227 amino acids. The record is from RefSeq and is a predicted model, not a curated record. The transcript has 5 exons.